Messenger RNA from Tarenaya hassleriana, 1463 nucleotides. Its product is annotated as apoptosis-inducing factor homolog A-like. NCBI's taxonomy places the organism in Eukaryota, Viridiplantae, Streptophyta, Magnoliopsida, Brassicales, Cleomaceae. Gene Ontology annotation, cellular component: cytoplasm. Bases 177 to 1283 code for a protein of 368 amino acids. Gene Ontology annotation, molecular function: flavin adenine dinucleotide binding; electron-transferring-flavoprotein dehydrogenase activity. The transcript has 5 exons. The record is from RefSeq and is a predicted model, not a curated record.
UUCACCAUUAAUGGAAAACUUAAUGAUGUGAACAGGUGAAUCCCCAGGGGCUAAGGGCCCUUCCCGAGUCUCUGGAAGGUGACGAAUCUUCGUGCUGAAAUCAUCGUAGGUGAGAAACCCAUCGGGAAGCAUUCGAAAACUUUGUUCGUCUAGAUUCUUGGGGAUUUAUCGGAAGAAUGGAAGGGAAAGAAUCGCCGGCGGGAAAUUCGCGCAGGGUGGUGGUGAUCGGCGGCGGUGUUGCCGGCUCCCUCGUCGCGAAAUUGCUUCAGUUCGACGCUGAUGUCACCCUCAUCGAUUCGAAGGAUUAUUUCGAGAUCACAUGGGCAAGCUUGAGAUCCAUGGUGGAGCCUUCAUUUGCCAAAAGAUCAGUCAUUUCCCAUAAGGAGUACUUAAAAAAUGGCCGUGUGGUCAGUUCUCCUGCUAUCGAUAUCACCGAUACUGAUGUGAUAUGUUUGGAUGACCUUGUCGUUGGAUACGAUUAUCUUGUUAUUGCAACCGGUCAUAAUGAUGCAUAUCCCAAAACCCGGAGCGAGAAGCUGUCUCAAUAUCAAUCAGAAUAUGAAAAGAUAAGAUCUUCUGGGUCAAUUCUGAUCGUUGGUGGAGGUCCAACGGGUGUUGAGCUUGCUGCGGAAAUUGCGGUUGAUUUUCCCGAGAAGAAGGUUACUCUGGUGCAUAGGGGGCCUAGGUUGCUGGAAUUUAUCGGCCAGAAAGCUGGUGACAAGGCUUUCGACUGGUUGAAAUCGAAGAGAGUGGAAGUGAUAUUGAACCAAUCAGUGGAUUUGAAUUCAGCCUCUGAUGGAAACAAAACAUACCGGACUUCGGGAGGAGAAACUAUACAUGCUGAUUGCCAUUUCCUCUGCACUGGAAAGCCUCUAGCUUCGGGUUUUCUGAAGGAAACUUUUCUAAAAGACAACAUGGAUGGUUAUGGAAGGCUGAUGGUUGACGGGUACUUGCGGGUUGAGGGUCUGAAGAACGUUUUUGCUAUUGGAGAUAUUACAAAUAUCGAGGAGAUGAAACAAGGGUACAUAGCCGAGAAACAUGCCUCAGUUGCAGCGAAGAACAUAAAGCUGCUGAUGUCGGGAGAAAGAGAGAACAAGAUGUCGAUGUACAAAACGGGUCCAGAGAUCGCGAUUGUAUCUCUGGGGAGAUGGGACGCAGUGGCUCAGUUCCCGUUCAUCACUGUUGCAGGUUGCCUCCCGGGUUUUAUCAAAUCUAGGGAUCUUUUCGUGGGCAAGACGAGGAAAGCUCGAGGCUUAGAUGCUGAUCUUGCCGAGGAUGCGUAACUUAGUUUUGGUUUCCUCAACAGAGGUUGUUCUCUCUGAAGACAAAAGUCUUGUUCUUUUGGUUGUGUGAAGACAAGGCUUGUUGUUUAUUUCUAUGAGACGUUUUGAUGGUUUGUUUGAGUUCUUUUUGUGUCUGAAUGGUAUUUGCGUAAUUUCAAGAAAAAAAUUCUGAUUUUUCCU